This is a messenger RNA of Daktulosphaira vitifoliae (grape phylloxera), 1496 nucleotides long. RefSeq lists its product as uncharacterized. NCBI's taxonomy places the organism in Eukaryota, Metazoa, Arthropoda, Insecta, Hemiptera, Phylloxeridae. The transcript is spliced from 3 exons. Bases 286 to 1251 code for a protein of 321 amino acids. The record is from RefSeq and is a predicted model, not a curated record.
AAUAAUGAAAAAUUGUUUUAGCAACGUUAUAUGUUGUGGGCCAAAAAAACGGAAAAAAAUUAGUAUAAAAGAUCUAGUAAACUGAAAAUGCAUUGGGACUUUUAGUCUAACCAGCGAACGAAGAACAUACAAGCUCUUGUGGAAGCCAAACUAGUCUAUUAGUCUCAGUCGUAUCGAAAUCAAAAGUCAAAAAUCUUGAAAUCAACGCGGCAUUCGCAAGUCGAACAUAUUGACUAUUUUCAAAAACAGCCGUCAAAUUCAGUUGCAAUAUUAUUGAAAAUAAACAUGGCACCUUUGGAGGUUGGAGAUCGAAUUGUCAUAAGAUAUUAUGACUACAUGCAAAAUUUAACAGUUACCAGAGCAAAUGACAAGAAUCGUGAACAGCCCGAAGAGUAUCGUGUUAAACUUCAAGGAAUAUGUGGGGAAUUUUUCGACACCUCCUCGAUGAAUAUCCUUACCAAUGUUAUAAAAAAGAAAGAAGUAUUUAACAUCGCAUGUAUUGACAAAAAUGAACUCGUAUUGACAUAUUCAACAUCUAAAAAAAGUCUCAACACUCAGAUUUGGAAUGCUGAAAAUUUGAAACCCAAAGACGUCGGCAAUAUAUAUGAAAAGAAUUUUACAUGGAAAAAUGCGUACAAACCUGGACUUAAGUCGAAUAAUUGUGCAACAUAUAACGCUAAACGUUAUCCAGUGAACAACGAAAAACGUUAUACGGCCCAAGACAGACUUAUGAAAUACCGGAAAACUGAAGAACCACAAAUUGUACAAGAGUUAAAUAAAUUCAAACAACCCGAAAAUAGACAACAAUACAAGACCAAUAUUACACGUUAUUCAGCUCAAGACCGACUUAAACAGUACAAGGACACCGUUACUCCGAAAGAAACGCAGCCUAAACAGUAUGGCACAAAGAAUACAGAUAUGAACCGAUAUGAAGUUAAAGUAAAAUACUGCAACGAACGAAAUCUCAGCACUGACAUAACAACAAAAGACCUAUGUACCAAGAAACCAACAUUAAAACUAGGCGAGACGCAAAAAAUAAUGAUAGUUCAAAAACGAUCGAAGACAUGUUAUCUUGUACACUCUAUGGAGAGUAGGAAGUGUGUUAUCACCUUGUGUGAAAAACUACGCGAAAUUGGUGGUGAAACUGAUUUGAUAAUAAAAUACUAUACAACCUAUAACUCCUAUUCAUUUGUAUCGGUCAGACAAUGUGUAUAUUCCUUAAUGUUGUUAACAGAAGAUUACGGGCUGUAAUGAUGUCUUUUUAUAUUAUAUAUAUUUUUUUCAUUACGUUUAUUAUGAACUAUUUGAAUUUUCAUAACUAAUCAUCUUAUUGCUUUGUUUAUUGUUUAUAUAUUUGCUUUUUGUUACAUUAUUUUCAUUUUUUUUUUGCUUUAUUAAAUUUUUUUGUUCACUAAUCUAUUUAAAUCAAAUAAAGCUAUUUGACACUUAUAAAACAUUGUUAUCAUCUAAUUUUAUUUUACUUAUUUUGUACGUCA